Molecule: messenger RNA, 6910 nt
Organism: Mya arenaria
Lineage: Eukaryota; Metazoa; Mollusca; Bivalvia; Myida; Myidae
Product: EGF-like domain-containing protein comC
Exons: 30
Coding region: 341-4522 (1393 amino acids)
Source: RefSeq, a predicted model, not a curated record
AACAGUGUGGAACUUUGAUAUGGAUGAAUUGAUCAGGCCUGAAUCCAUUAAUUCUUAAACUUACUUUGACAUUGAACGAUUGCUGUGCGGUAUUGAAAAUCCUUAGGUUUUAUUGACAUUAUAUUGCAAGAGUUUGUAAAAGGAAUUAUUCGAUCUUGUACUAUUAAAGUGUUAAUCAUGAUCGUAGUUUGGUAGUUUGGUCAAAGGAUUUCAGAUCGACAUCUAUAUCACACAACUGUGAGAUUUUCGCUCAAAGAUGCGGAUUUAACCACUUCACUGACUCGUUGUUUUUUUCGACUGGUGCUAUAUAGUACAAUACAGUGAUUCACACAUCAUAAAAAUGGAUUAUAAAAUGACCUGCAAAUUGAGAUCAGCAAGUGUUCUAGCACAGACAUGGACUUUAGGAAUUGUGUUUUUAAGCUGUUUAUCACACAUUCAUGCAACAACGACAUCCGUGAUCUUGCAUAACGCAGUCAGUGUUCAGGUCGGGUCCGUGUCUUCAUACAACUGUUCUGUCACUGGUUCGGGGCCUGACCCCCAAAGUGUUGUUUGGGAGAUUAAAGACACCAGCGGGACCACGAUUUCAAACGCAGGCCUGUUUACCACACAACUAUUCGACACGGCAAACAGCGCUGACGGGUCUGUGAUUAGUCAGGCGACGUUUACUGUCGUGCAGAGUCAUCUAGGAAAGCGCCUCUUUUGCACAGUCAAUGACCAGGGGACAUCUUCUACCAUGAGCAUUUAUACGGUGAUCACCGCAACAAAUCAAGCAAAUCUUGGGCAGACCUGCAGUGCAGCAAUAUCGUGUUCCCCAGCAAACUCCCGGUGCAGCAACAAUAUCUGCGUGUGUUCAACUGGCUACACAGUGAAUGGAAACACAUGCAAUCAGAUCCAGCUUGGUGACAGCUGUGCGAGUUCCAGCUGUCCGGUCGCAAACUCCAUCUGCAACUCCCAGUCUAUCUGUGCCUGCAACACCAAUUACUACGCCAGCUCAGGAAGCUGUAUCCUUAAAAAACAACUCGGUAGUAGCUGUCCUGUUGGCAAUAGCCAGGCAUGUGCACCAAGCGACUCCCAGUGCAGUAGCUUCCAGCCUUACGUGUGCGAGUGUCAGAACGGCUACGUACAGUCAGGAUCCACUUGUGUCCUGAGUCAAGUGAGUCUUGGCCAAGCGUGUGUGAAUCCAGUCCGUCAAUGCUAUAUUGUACAUUCGAACUGUAAUGGCUUUGUCUGUGUGUGUGACUAUCAAUACGAACAGUCGAACAACAUCUGUAUUCUUUCACCUGCGGGUCUUGGUGAAUCCUGCACCAAUCCCAGCCGCACGUGCAGCGUGAGUGACUCCGCAUGUACCUUUGGCACAUGCCAAUGCUCAAAUGGCUUUGUCAGUAGUGGCAGCACGUGUAUCACAAGCACGGCUGGCCUGGGAGACUCUUGUUCGAACCCUUCUCGCUCAUGCACUGUGUUGAACACGGUAUGUGAUCAAUUUUCUGGUUACACAUGCCAGUGCACGGGAAAUUACGUGCAGUUUGGAAACCAGUGUAUUGCCAACUAUGCUACGAUUGGUCAGUCCUGCAUAAACCCUUCAAGAACGUGUUCAACAACAAACACCAUUUGUGGCCAGGGGUCGGGCAUUUGCGUCUGUUCAUCCGGCUACUUUCAGUCUGGAUCUACUUGCUAUCUUAGCAAUGUGGGACUAGGAGACCAAUGUUCCAACCCAACUAGGACAUGCUUGACAACAAAUUCGCAGUGCGGCAGCAACGGUUUCUGCGAGUGCGCCUCGGGAUAUUUCCAGUCAGGGUCUCUCUGUUAUGAAAGCUCAGUUGGUCUCAAUCAGGCCUGUACAAAUCCCAGUCGUACAUGCUCAGUUACUAAUUCUAUAUGCGGAUCGUCUGGUCUGUGUGUGUGUGGAUCGGGAUACGUCCAAUCCGGAUCGUCAUGCAUCACUAGCACUGCCAAUCUUGGAGAGAGCUGUGCUAACCCAUCUCGCACAUGUGUCACGAGCAACUCAGCCUGUGGCUCGUCAGGCAUUUGUACAUGUUCUACUGGAUAUAUCACAUUCAACUCAGCAUGUUUCUCUUCAACUGUUGGUCUAAAUGAGGAAUGUGAGAAUCCCAAUCGUACAUGUUCAGUGACUAAUUCUGAAUGUGGAUCGUCUGGUUUCUGUGUGUGUGGAUCAGGAUAUGUACAAUCUGGAUCGUCAUGCGUCACUAGCAAUGCCAGUCUUGGAGAGAGCUGUGUUAACCCAUCUCGCACGUGUGUCACGAGCAACUCAGCCUGUGGCUCAUCAGGCAUUUGUACAUGUUCUACUGGAUAUGUCACAUUCAACUCAGCAUGUUUCUCUUCAACUGUGAAUCUGGGCGACUCGUGCGUGAAUCCCACUCUGACUUGCAGCGUGCCAAAUUCCUCGUGCGGAGUUUCCGGCACAUGCACGUGCUCUCAGGGCUACACACAGUCAGGAUCUACAUGUGUAUCAAACUCUGCGGGGCUCGGUGAAUCGUGCACAAGUCCGACUCGCACAUGCGUAGAUGCUAAUACAGAGUGUAAUGCUACAAACGGCACAUGUGAUUGUGAGAGCGGCUACGUAUCUAAUUCAGUCACAUGCAUCAGUGAAUCGGUAAACCUUGGGGAUUCGUGCGUAAAUCCUUCUCGCACUUGCAUCGUGUCCAACUCCCAGUGUUCACAGGGUGUGUGCUCGUGCCGGGGCGGAUAUGUUGCAUCAGGAAACUCCUGUAUCCUGCCUGUGGCGGGCCAGGCUUGUGUUUCUUCUGUGGGCUGUGGCGCUACAGGAUCAUCAGUGAAUCCAUCAUGUGUCAAUAAUAUCUGUGAAUGUCCGAACAACUACUACACCUUCAAUGCCGAGUGCAAAACCAAGGCCAGUAAUGGCCAGACGUGCUUUAGCCAGGUCAGCAACUCUUGUCAGGAUAUACACGCUUCGUGCACAGGGACUUGCACGUGUAAUACGGGAUACGCUCUCCAAGGCAGCACGUGCACACAAACCACUACAACCACUUCCUGUCCAGCAAACACACAAAAUCCGUUCACAGUGAAUGGAGCUUCUAACUUCCCAAGUACGUAUGUGGGAGCAACAUGUUACGAAGUGAACCUUCACGAAUCCACCCAGAUGGUAUGUGAAGAUGCCAAGGGGCAGCCACUUUCGGCAGCAGGCUGGUAUCAUAUGCCAAGCUUUACAGCUGUGAGCAUCUCCACAGGUGGCUUCAUUAACGGUGACAUCUCCAACACGGACCUGACUGUAUCUAACGCUCUCAGCAACUACACCGGGGACUACAUGUGUCGCCUGUGUUACUCCUCCAGCAGGUGCACCAACAGUACAACUGUCCAGCUACGGGUGCUUGGAACAGAGAUCCAGUCUUCGACCCUGUCUGUUUCACCAUCGGGAACAAUCACGAAAGGAAGCACAGUGACGCUCACCUGCAGCACAAGCCCCACAGGCGUGGCAUCAACAUACAUUUUCUACAAGGACUCAACAGUCAUCCAGUCGACCACACAAUCCACAUUCCAGAUACAGAACGUCCAGACGACACAUAUCGGCUCCUACCGAUGUAACGCUUCUAACACGUACAACUCCCAGGUUUCCAGCUCGGUGGCUAUCAAUGUCCAGUAUUCUCCUGAAUUCACUCUGUCAUCUGGCACCAGCACCCAGACAGUUACACACAACUUUGACGAUGGUGACCUCGUCAUCACUUGCUCCGGAUUCUCGGCUAAUCCUGCGAUCUCUGCAUACACCUUUUACAAUGAGGCAGGCAGUCAGCUGGCAAGUAGCGCUAGUGCAUCAUACACUGUGAACUCUACUCAAGGAUAUCAGAUCUACUACUGUCGAGCGACCAACAGCCUCGGGACAUCUAACGAACAGUAUAUUGAUGUGCAGGAGCCUGGCACAGAGCCGGGAGUCGGUGCCUCCACUGAAAACACUGGACUAGGGACCGGAACCAUCGCUGCCAUCGUGCUUGGAAUCAUAUUCCUUCUACUGCUCAUCAUCAUCAUCAUUGUCUGCUGCUGUAGCUAUGGAUGGUGUCGUAAGAAGGAGAAGGUUGAACCGGAGAUCCAUAUCGUGUCCCAGCCACCUGUCAAACCCUACAUUCCAAGGACUAUUGUUUCUGCCACACCUUCUGUCCGCACAACUAAAGAGGUUGGGGUGAUGAUGAACGGCUACACCGACGCAAGAGCUACAAGAAUUCGACCUAUUUGUGUGAGCACGGAGGAGUAUGAGCCUUAUGUGGCCUCACCCCGCUACUACCUCAAACCUGCCACCAGCACCGGACCUAUCAUCUCAAUGUUUGACGAUUCGUAUGAGCAACCGAGAGCGCACCAGCUUCCUGCCCUUGACACGCAGUAUUUGUACUCGGAUGAUCAUAAACCUCGCCACAAGAAGAAGCGCCGCAAGCAUCGUCGCAGCCACCGUGAGCCUUCUCCCCGUCGUGACGUCUACGCGGAGGUCACGCCUCCUAGUGACGAGGACCUUGUUGUAGUUCCGGGCAAGCAGAACUAUAUGGAGGCAGACGCAUAGUGCUGCAGGGGCUACAUGAUUUGUUUUUCGUACUAAUUUUUUCGGUUGCAAAUACUGUAAGACAGUUUUAAGAAUGUCAGCUGUCAUACCUAGAGGAGGGUCUUGUCUUGGAAUCUGUAUAGAAAUGCAUUAUGAACGAUCAAAUGGAGAUUCCAAAUACGUAAAUGUUAAUGAUUUAUUGUUAACGGCAUUUUAUCGUUGUUUAGUAUGAUAUUCAGUUUUUUUUUAUUGUUACAAGAUAACAAGCUAUUGCUUUAUAAAGUGUAUGAACACUAUUUUAAGAUAAUUCAAUUUAGCAGUUUACAUCUUAACUGUGAUAUUUGUAGAUGUGUAAAGUAAAUGCUCAAAGUUUGUUAAUGUGCCUCGUGAAAAAACGCUACUUUUAUAGCUACUUAUUAUCAAAGGAACACUGUGUACCUAUCAAUAUAUCCAACAUGUCAGAGAGUUAUCACCAAAGAGCAUGUAACAAAACAUUGUUAGAUCAAGAAUUGUAAACAACUCUUUUUAAGUAAGUGGAUUAAAUGAAAUCUAAAAUUUGGUUCGAAAUAAACGUAAGUGUGCAAAGGGCUGUUUAUUUUGAAAACAUUUUUCAUCAUUACUCAGACAAAUCAAUUCAAAAGUCAUUGUAAGAUAUGUUCGUUGACGAGACUAAAACUAGUUAGUAGGGAUCACGGGAUAUCAUGGCAGGUAGAACAAUCAUGCAUUGUCUAUAUUGAAUAGCUAAUAAUGUGCCCUGUGAGGUAAUAGAUUCUCCUCCAGAACUGAUAGGUCAACAAUUUUCAUAGUUGAUAAGAAAAUGAACAAAAUCAAAAUAGGUUUAAUGCUUUAGUAUUUAUGCAUUAUUUUAAGAGCUUUUAUGUAGAUUCUAGGGUUUUGGAACAUUAACAGGUUUUGUCUUUAGUUUAAGAACAUUAUAUAUAAUGACCGCUAAAUUUUUAAUCGAUGCUCAAGUAAGGUAAAAUCAACAACCGAAUGAUUGGUUGAUAGGAAUGCAUAAUAAAGGUAGCGUUAAAACAUUGAAUUCUAUAUUAUGAUAUUUUACAUAAAAGUUGUUCAAGUUUAAUCUUGAAUCGGUCCAUUGAGAUGUUCCAUGGUUGUUUGUAGAUUUUAUAUUGUUGAAUUAUUUAUUAUCUGUUUUUCAGUGUACAGGUAGUUUUAUUGUAUUUAUAUUACUAGAGAGAUAUUACAUACUUCCCUGUUAAAGCUGCACUCUCACAGAUAUACCAUUUUUACAUCUUUUUUUAUUUUUUGUCUUGGAAAGAACAAAUUUUUGCAUAAAUAUCUGCAAACAAUGAUAUAAGAUUGCUGAUAAAAAAUCAGAUCGAAGAUUUUCAUAUUUUCUUAGAAAAUUAAUGUUUUAUGGCUUAAACCAACGGUUUAAGAAAAAUGCAUAAAACAUCAAGUUGUCAAAACAUUCAUUCUGUGAGAGUGCAGCUUUAAUUAUUUUGUUACUAUGAGCUGUGAUUCUGUGCUUUUUAACAUAGUUAAUUUACAAAUACUGAAAACUGAAAAGUUGAUGUUCUAAAUUAUAUAUUAUAUUGCAUUAUUUGAAAAUGUUAUAUUUUAUAAAUAUAAAUUAUGUUAAAAACUUUGAUUUCCCAUGAUGUUUUUACAAGUGAAUGCAAUUAGAAUGCUUAGAUUUUUUAGAUCUUAUUUCAUCUUCUGAACACUUCAGGGUCAUAGUAUUUACCGCAGGGUAAUAAUUUCCGUCCAUUGUUUUAAUCUGUCAUAUAUUGUUUAACAUGAAGGUGUGAUAAGUUUACUAAUACAGUGCUAAAUACUGCACAUUAUCAUAUGCAAAUAUGACAGUAGACAAAGAUUCAUGUAUUAUUGUUUUUGUAUUUUUUACUACAAAGUACAGCAAUGCAAGUUAUAUGCCACUUUUCCUCUGAACACAAAGGUGAACUUAAAUAGGAAUGUGAAUUACAUUAAAAGUACUGUUUGUUAUGCUGUUAGUCUUGGAUUAUCAUUUUUAUAUCUUUUAUUAAAUAAGAAUAUUAGAAUGCAAUACUCAGUGUGUAGCAUAAUUCAUUGUCUCAAAUAUUAACUUCUGAUUUAAUGUUAAUAGUUCACUGCCUCUUACAAUUUUCUGUCAGAUCAGUUUUGAUUGGUUUUCAUUGUAGCAAAUCACUCUUGUACAUCAUGCUAAUAAUAAGAACAUAAAAACUUACUGUUUCAAUUGUGUUGAUGUAAAAUUUAUAAUUUUGAGGAAAAUAAACUACAUGUUCCGUGAUAAGUAUUUUUGUAAUUGUAAAAUUUAUUUAUCAAAUUUUGUUAAGACUUUCAUUAAAAAUUGACAUCAUGCUUAAUCAACAGCAAAACUGUUUACAGAUUUCAGAAAAUCAAUCACUGUUAUGUUGACAACCCAAUAUAUUAUAACUGCAAUAC